Messenger RNA from Moneuplotes crassus, 1641 nucleotides. Lineage: Eukaryota; Ciliophora; Spirotrichea; Euplotida; Euplotidae. The record is from the annotation of a GenBank genome assembly.
AUGGAAGAUCACAAUCCUUGUGCUAUGGAAGGAUGUGCUGAACAUGGGAGUUGUUUCUUAGAACAAGAGUUUAUAUAUCUUUGCGAUAGAUGCUUAGAGAUCAGACAUGAAAACCAAACUCUGUUGCAGACUACUAUCCCUGAGAUUGAGGCAAGAAUCAAUCAGAUUAGACAGUUUAUCUUUAAGUUGGAAGAUCACUCUGAAAUGAAGAUAAACUUGAAGCGGAAGAGAUGUUUAAAGAGUAUUUAUAAGGAGCUAGAAUCGUUUAGUGAAGAAGUUGAUCAGCUAUAUGCUAACCCUAAUCGUUCUGAGUGCUCUAGAAUUGCAAGAAAAAUAGAAGAUGCUUUUCAAGGAAUUUGCUCUGAAGAAUGUUUCAGUAAAGCUCCAUCACAUCUUUCCGAGAGUAGCCAGCAGCACGAUCUUGUUAGCAGCAAUGAAAAUGUCCCCCCUCCACCUCCCCACUCCUCCCAGCCAAGCACCUCCAACUUCGCUUACACAGACACAACCCACUCCCAUAACCUAACAGAGAGGGAAGAAGAGAAAGACCAGAGUGUACAGGUUGACAUUCCUAGGGAAUUUAUCUCAGAAGAAGAUUACUCUUCUGAUCCAAACGACUGGCAAAAAUGUGAGGAACCUGUAGAAAAACCUGUAGAAAUUGAUCCAGAGAUAUUUGAUGAUACAGUGUCUCUCUUUGACCAUGAUUUUGAAGCUAUAGCAAAAGACAUGCACUAUAUCGAAGGUAUCCAUUCGGAUGAGCAAUUAGAAGAGCUUGAAUAUCUAAAUACACAGACAAGUUUCUUUAAAUUUCUAAAUAAAUAGCCCUGAAGAAUGUUUAGAAAUGAUUAAAGACAUGCUGCACUAUUCGGAAAUCCCUAUCCUUAAAGAUUAUCAUGUCUACCAAGAUGUUAACUUGGAACAUGUUACUAAUAAGUUGAUUGCAAAUUUUAUGGUAGACAAAAGUUCUGGAGGCGAUAUAAUUUUUAACCUACAGGACCAAAGAGAUUUGAACUUUAUCGGACAGAUCAAAGGAAAGAUCAAUAGUAUUAAGAACCUUAGUAUUAAAGGAAUACCAAAUGAAUGCUCUGCUGUUAAAAUAUUCCUUGAGGAAUACGCCCCUAAUCAUAUUGAAUGGUUUAGCUUCAAUCAAAAUAGCAAAUACAGAAACAAUUUUAGGUAUUAUGAACAAGGCUUUCUGAAUAUUUGCAAAAAUGUCACAAAUAAAAUUCAAAUUUUUGAGUAUGAUUUAACCCAAGAUCAAUUCCUUUCUAUCCUGAAAGCUUCUAAGCACAUAGAAAAUGUUAACUUUGAAAGCUGUAAGAUUGAUUUCCCUCCAUUACUUGAUGAAUUGGAACAAAAGAGUUUGAAUGAAGGUCUCAAAAAUUCUAGAAUAAGAACUUUAAGCUUAAGAGGAUGCGGAUCUGAAGAAAAUGGAAACUGGAACAAAGACAACACUCCCUUUAUUAACCUCAUCAAAUCUCUCGCUCCCUGCUCUGACUUCAAAACUGCUCUCCAAAAACUCGACCUCCAUCAAUCCGAUCUAUCUCAUAAAAUCGCAUCAAAAAUCCUCAAAACCUCAGAACACGGAUUCUACCACCAAAUUAUCCCACCCUACUAAUCUGCCUUCUCCUUCAAUUCUCCACA